Molecule: messenger RNA, 981 nt
Organism: Nematocida parisii ERTm1
Lineage: Eukaryota; Fungi; Microsporidia
Exons: 1
Coding region: 613-882 (89 amino acids)
Source: RefSeq, a predicted model, not a curated record
GGUGUUUCGGCUGCACUGCAGUCUAUUUCCGGGCUAUGUAUAGUGUCUAGAAGAGUCUAGAGAAGUGAAUGCUGUGUGAAACAACUACACAGCGAAUAGACUGAGCAUGCACACACACUAAUGUGCAUGUACAGACUGUAUACAAGGUGGCAGGGUGCACUUCGUGUGAUUGUGUGGCAUAAUAAAAGAGAAGGCGUGAGAAACAACUAGUAAUCUAUAGUAGUAUAUGAAGAGUGUAUAGAAGAGGCAAUAGACAGAAAAUGAACUAUGUAAUAAAUCAAAAGAAGUAAAUGCAGGGUGCCUGUAUAUGGGUGCAGUGCAUACAAUACGAAUGAAUACGCAGUUCUGAUAAUUUAUUCUAUAGCAAUACACGGUGCAUGUACAUGGCACUCCUUUCCUGCCCAGGAGAGUGCACGACAGCGCGUGUGUACAUAUUUCAGGUUGUUGUUUGGGAUUAUUCGGGUUAUAGAACAACUUGUUCAGGCUGGCCAGUGCUCAGGAGAUAUUUCUCCCUCUGCCUCCGGAAGAGAGGAUUGUCCAUCAGCUCUUCUGCACUUGCAAGAGAGUAGGGCUCUAACAAGAGCUCCUCUGGCUCGGUCUGUGCGGUUGGAGAUGGGCGCACUAUCUCAAGUAUCGAUGAACGGCUUGGUCGAUGCGCUUCUUGGGGAGAAGUUACCUAAACACGCAUGGAGGACUAUGUUCCGGGACUUUCCUGAAACUAAGGCCCAGUGCGUAGACCGUAGCAUUAGUAUUACUUGCGCGGUGGCACUAUAUCUCAGUGCCAUCAACCCAUUAAGGAGUGGCCUUAUAAGGCCCUACUUUAUAAGCCACGUUCCUCUACCCCUAGCAGUCAAAAACAUUAACUUGUUACGGCCGCCCUAGAGGCACGAUAAACAGCAGCAGGAGGUGCAGUGCCACCACUGAGGCGCAUAUUGUCUCCAUGUAUAAUACUAGAUAUACAAUAAACCAAUUCUAUAAUAA